UGCGGGCGGACGGACGGCGGCGGGUUGGCGGCUGCGGGCGGACGGACGGACGUUAAUGUGCAGGCGCGAGUCUUGGGGGUGACGCUUAGGUUAACGCAUGCGCGGUGCAGCUUUGGUGAGGCCGGGGAAUGCACGGAGGGUACUAGAGCAGCAGAUGAAGUGUUGGAGGCAAGAAGGAUUGCAUUAUGGCCAUCUUUGACACACCAAAGGAGGCUUUUAGUGCCUUGCGCCCAAUUUGUGUUAAGAUAACAAAGGAACAGACCGUUAAUAAUGUACGGUGCCUUCAGGCACAGCUGCAGAAUGUUGGAGAUGCGGCAUUACAAGAUCUGCAGGAGUAUAUAUUGUUUCCACUCAGAUUUGCACUGAAGACACCUGGUCCAAAGCAAGAUAGGUUUCUCCAAAGUGUCGUGGAGUGCAUUAAUUUUAUUAUUUCUCGAACAUGUGUGCGGAGUCAGCAGCUUCUCUGUGAGCUCUUUUCUGACCUUUCCCUUUGCCUGUCCUCUCCAAGCAACCAUGGAAAGCUAGCCAGAAUCUCAGAAGAGCUUAAAAUGGCUGCUGUCCAAGGACUUGAUGCCCUACUGCAUUCAGUUUAUGGUGACAUUGUUCUAAGUUUAUAUGAGCCAGACAUGCUUCCUACCCAAGGAUUUGUAAUCUCGGUGCUCUUAACCAUCGCUGAACAUGAAAAAUCAAGACAGCUCCAAAUUCAUGCUCUGAAAUGUUUGUUGACCCUGAUCUUGCAAUGUGAUUGCUCAGAUAUGCACUGUUCUUUUGACAACAGUGACCUGAUUCACGUUGGAGAUUUAUUUGCCUCAUUUUUACCUGGUAUCACCUUAGGAAUGACACGCAUUAUUUCUGGAGAUGUUAAGCAGGGUUACUUAGUAACAACCUAUGCCAUCAGAGUUUGGUACAAGGUGGUGUGUAUCGUCAUGGCCAAUGAACAACUGUCCAACAUUCAACUUGACAAGAAAAUGAAUUGUGUAAAGGAGAGUAAACAUGCUGAACUUGUAAUCUGCAGAAAACCAGAAUGGGUAAAAAGCACUGCAAGCAAACUAGAUGUGCUUUUGCAGAAAAUAUGCAGUUGUGCUGCUGGUAACCCACAUUGGAAAGUACGGUUGGAAUUGGUUGAAUUGAUUCACCAUUUGCUGUCACAGUGUAACAAAUCACUCAAGGAAUCCAUCAGCCAGCUGCUGGAAGUUCUCGUGAGGCUUGUUGGUGAUGAGAGACCAGAGGUGCAAACAAAAUGUACUGAAAUUUUGAGACAUGUCUCUGAGCAGUGUGUGGUGUGGGACAACAAAAAUUUCACUGAUGUGCUGUCAGAGAACCUGCAUGCACUUGCAACAGCCCUUCCAAGACUUAUGAGAACUCACGAUGACCAGAGUAAAUUGACAUCAUUAAACUUGUUACUUGGCUACUUAAAAUUAUUAGGCAGUAAAGUCAAUGCUGUUCUAAAUUCAACUGUUCAUCUUGAGCGUCUUUCAAAAGCACUGAUACAGGUCCUGGAGUUGGAUGUUACGGAUGUGAGGAUUGUAGAAGAAAGGCAAUUGACUUCUGAAGCUGUGAAUCGACAGCAGCUAACACCCUGCUCGUCCAGCUUGGAUUAUUUAAGAACAUGGGACAAGCCUGCUGCACAGAGAAAAUACUUCAAAUAUUUUAACGAAGAACGUGUAUUUACAUUGCUUCAGCAGGUUUGCAGGGUUUUAGGUUAUUAUGGUAGUCUCUAUCUGCUAGUGGAUCACUUUAUGGAACUAUACCAAGAGUCUGUAAUGUACAGGAAACAGGCUGCACUGCUGAUUAAUGAACUAUUGCUGGGAGGUGCUGGAUUAGAUGUGUGUGUUCUGCAUGAAAGAGAAACUCCAGUUAGUACCGAUGAUUUCAAGGCAACCAUCACAUCUAUUGUUGAAGAAUACACAAGCAUGGACAACUGGCAUUUGGUAACAAGUUUAGAAUCAGAGUAUGAAGUUGGCCUUAAUAAAAACCAACCAAAAUUUCAGGUUUUUACUGAAGGAUUCCAGAAUAGUUCCCAAUACUCAAGUUUAACAGUUCAUACUAUGAACAGUAAUAUCUGGCAAAUCUGCAUCCAACUUGAAGGGAUUGGGUAUUUUGCUCGAGUAUUAAAGAAGGAAUUCCGUCCACUUUUAAUGAUGACUCUUUACCCAGUGUUGGAAAAAGUUGGAGCUGAAACUUUGCUUGUUAGUCAAAUGGCCAGAAGUACAUUGAUAGACAUAUGUCAAGCCUGUGGCUAUGAAUCACUUCAGGAAUUGAUAAAUCAAAAUUCGGACUAUUUAGUUAACACCAUUUCACUGAAUUUGAGAAGACUAGCUCAGCACCCUCAUACAGCCCGUGUUAUCAACGUUAUGUUUAGCUAUUCCGAUGCCAGCUUUCUGCCUUUAGUUGAUGAUGUUGUUCAGGAUGUGCUUCUGUCUAUUGAUCAUUACCACAAUGAAAAGGCUCACCUAAUUUUUACUGUCCUCCACUCCCUAUUAACAGCCUUAGCUUGCUGGUUUCCACCCACGGAUCCUGUUCAGAAAAUGGGGAAAUCUGAUAAAGCCUGCAUGCCUGGUACCACGGCAGAAGAGAUCCAGUGCUUCUUCCAAGAAUAUCAGAACUUAAAACAUCUAGCAGAGGGAGAUAUUGAAGGGAUUGAUCUGAACCAAACAGAAUGUGAAAUUUCCAAUCAAGCUGAACCCACUGUGAACUGUGAUCACCCUGAUGUGAAGAAAGAGCUACCAGCUCAUAUCCAAAUGACUAAGGAUGUGAUGGAAAGAUGUAUUCACCUCUUAUCAGACAAAAGCAUUAAAUUGCGACUGAAGGUCUUGGAUGUUUUGGAACUGUGUGUGAUUGUUCUUCAGAAUAAUCUAAAUGAACUACUCCCGAUGAUUCACCGUGCAUGGAGUCCCCUUGUACAGAGAUUGACCAAUGAUAAUUCCCUCGUUGUUCUCAGGGCAUUCAAGGUGCUGUGCACGUUGGCUAAUACAUGUGGUGAUUUCCUGAGGAGCCGAGUUUCUAAAGACAUUUUGCCAAAGGUGACUGGAACUUUAGUAAGUCAAGCCCCGGUCAGUGCCAAGGCUGGGCCCAUUUAUAGCCACACACUCGCCUAUAAACUUCAGUUAACUGUGCUUCAGGGACUUGGAAAACUAUGUGAGAAACUCGAACUUUGUGAAGCUGACCUGGAUAUGGUGGCUAGCGCUUGUUUAUCAUAUCUGAGCAGCAGACAGCCAAUGAAACUUCAGGAAGCAGCCUGCAGUGUUUUUUCCCAUCGAGCUGAAGUUGACCCUGAUGCCACUUGGCUGAUUUUGAAUGAACUUUAUAGUCCCGAUGCUUGCAGUCCCCCACAUGCCAGCCUUCCACCAAUCCAGCUCACUGGAAUGGGAAAACAAAGGAACGAAUUCACAGAUAAUGUGACUCGGCUUCUGAAGAGCUUAUGACACAAGUUGUGGUACCUGUUGAUGUCUAUAUAAAACUAAAACUCCUCUCAUUCAGUGCUUUGCAUGAACAUUCGUCUUGGUGUUGGAAAUGCUUUGAGGGCAGGCACUUUUUUGUUGCGAUACAUAAUUUCAUCUGAUGGACUUAACACCAGCUUCUGUGGCUUGUUUAACAUCCAUGUCACCAGAAAUGUUGAUACACAGACUUCUUGAUCAAUGACUCAUUGAAGGAUUCCACACAUUAAACAAUUGUCACAGUCAUCUUGUUUGUAGGUGUUACUGCAGAGGCUGGACCUGUGAUAGGCCAGAACACAUUUACUUACUGUUUUCUGCCUGUCUUUGUAAAUAAAUCGUGCACUUUAGAGGAUACCAAGGCAGUCACAAAGAAAUUCUGUGAUUAACGUGUCUGUCGGUUGAGAGAUUCGCAAUUGCACUAACCCUGGUUAACUCUUUGUAUUUGCAAUCAAAGUCUUAAAGAAGCUUCAGGUAGAGUUGAGUCACAAAACUACUUCAACUUUAGAAUACUUAUCAAUAUUAUCCAAGGAGCUGUGAAUAAUAACGAUAUUUUUAUUGUAGAAGCUAAUCAAAACUUACUGUCCCUGGAAAAACCUCAAAUAUGUACCUGUUUUUUCACUUCUAAUGUGCAUCUAAGCUGAGGGUUUGAUAUUAAUGGAUUCACGACUGGUUCCCAAAAGCUCCAUUUUAGAGAGUCUGAUGGGAAAUGCAUUACUAAUCAAUGAUAGGUUGUUGAAUUUUGAGCAAUUAAAAGUACAAACUGCCAUUAGUUAAUGCAGCAACUUUACAUCUCGCCUGUUGCAGGUACAGCAAUGUUGGUUGCUCUACUAAUAAGUCUGAACAUCAUAUCUUUAGUAUUGUGCACGUCCUACUGGUUAUCUACAGAAUAGCCUGAAACAGGAACAUAAUAGUAGCUCCCCCUUGUGUAUCAUGUAUAAUUUGCUUUUUUUUGAGAGUUUACCAAUUGUUAAACUGCUCUCUGGUACAGAUAGCAAGAGAGAAUAAGAGUUAAAGAAAGUUCCUCCUGAUUGCUCAAUCCUACUUUCUUGAGAAAAAGAAUGGUGGAGUGGAGAUAGGGAGCUAUGCAUUACCCCUGUCCCUUUUGCAGAACAGCUUGUUUUUUGACAUUGCUUUCCUUUUAACACCACUUUUACCUGUAAGAACUGACUUCCAGCAACUUGAUUUCCAAUUCCAGGCCCUCAGGCCUAGACUUGCCAUCUAUCAUCGCCUGCUUAAAAUAUGACUCUCCCCACCAACGCAAAAUUUUUUUAAUCCUGUUUUGUUAAUUCUAAUACCAAGAGAAGCAGAUGGUGGUAGCUGUAAAGCAGAAUUGUAUGGGCGUCAAAGAUGCAAUAACAAAUUACUUGGUUGCAUUUGUUGUGGUUAGCAGGCCUAGGAUGAGGCAGUUCAUCCUCAUAUUUGUUGGGAAAAAAAACAGGCAUAGCAUUUGCACAAAGUAGUUUAUCUGACUUUAAUAAAGAUCUUUAGUGUAUGAAGCACGUGGCCUUUUCUGUUUAAUAUGUGAGAGUUUAUAUAGGGAAUUGAGUAUAUGGCAUUGGAAGAACCAUUCAGCCCAUUUAGACUAUUUUUAUGUUUAUGGUCCACCUGAGCCUUAUCCCACCUGAUUUCAUCUGAACCCAUUUUGGUAUGCAUAAAUCCCUAAUGUACUUAUCUACGUUCUCCAUAAUGUAACUGCUGUUUGCUUCAAUUACUUAAAGUGGUGGCAAGCUCCACUUUGUAACCAUCCUCUGGACAAAAGUUUCUCCUGAGUAAUUUCAUGGAUUUAUUAGUCAUCAUCAUGUAUCUCUUGGCCGUAGUUUUCCACAAGAGGGUACAUCUCUUUAUCUACUCUAUUAAACAGCUUAAUGAGCCAGAUUCUGCUGCUCCCUAGCUGGUGGUUCUGUAGAGAUCUGUAGGCUAGCUGCAGCAUGUGUGUCAAUUCCUUCCUGAUUUCCGCAACUGCAUUGUGGAAGUCUGGAAUGAACCUGAGGUUAGUUGUUGAUUUGUCUGACCUCCCGUUCUACCACUGGACCUGGUACUGAGUACAGAGGGAGAGCUUGAAUCUGUUGAGCAGCAGCAUACUUUGUAACAGACCCCUUUGCUUUACACUAGCUGUAACUGUAGACCUCAUGCAUUGGAAUUGGAACACAAAUCUGAAAUGAAAUGCUAAGCAGUUCCUUUCCCAUUCAAUUUAAACCUACUUAAAAAUUUUUUAAUUAAUUUCUACUAGUUAAGAUUAAGUGUGUUAUAGCAAGAUUAAUUUUUAAAAUUUGAACUAUAUCUGAGAACCCACGUAUAAGGCUCUGACAGUAGAAGCAGCUGAAAAUCCAUGAAGGUGGUGUGGGUGAAGGGCUGUAGGUUCUGCCGUUUGGUCACUUGUCACAAUUCGACUGACCUUGCACCACAGGACAGAACUAUAGCAGCUUAGUCUGGAGGAUGUUUGACCCUGUGUUACUGUGAAAAGUGUAUCGAUGGGAAUGACAUGGGGCUGAGCACGUGGAACAGGUUGGAUCAAGCAUCAUCUGUCCCGAUAAUUUUGGACCUUCAUUAGGUCAUCUCCCAAUUAUUUUUCCCAUGAAAGGAUCUCCAACAUGUCCCACCUUUCCUGAUAGUUAGGAUCUCUCAGCUCUAAUGUCAUCUUUUAAAUCAUGCUGCUUAACAAAAACCUCAAUUAAUUAUGGUGGAUAGGAAGCCAAAACCUCCGCUUCUGACAGGACAGCAAGCUUCUCACAGAAUAUGUAUGGUCUGUGUUCAAACUGACUGAUCCUUUAACGUUGCAUUCUCUCAACCUUUACGUUUAUUUUGUUUUGAAAAUGAAUGUUUGUAAGUUCAUCCCCAUGCAUGGUGGCAAAUGGAAUAUAACGGAGUGAAUUUUACAGCUCAUUGCUAUGCACUGAUAUGGUUAUAGCAUGUUUAGCACAAUGGUCCAGGAAUAAAUUUUUAGACAGUAAUACACAAACUCAAUCCCAAGGCUCUUCUGCGGAGUCAAAAAGGGAAAGAAAACAUAGUUAUGCUAGUUUAGUAGGUACUUGAGUUCAAAUCCCAUUGCAGCAGUAAGGAUAUUUAAAAUAAUUUUGGAAACAUCAAUAGACAUGAAAGUACUGGAUUUUAACUUACUCUUUUGGUACCUGCUCUCUCUGCCUAUCACAAAUGGUAACUUACAAUUUAUAUAAUUUAAAAAAAAAUUCUAUUAGAUUCUGAACAUGUAUUCAAUGUUAAUGCUUGUAAAUCAUAUUGUUGGCUGCAUAAAAGUAAGUGUUCAUUGAGGGACAGACAAUAAGUAAAAUUAUAUAAUAUUUCUUUUCCAAUUCUGGUUGUAUAAUGAAUUAACACUAUGGUAAAAACAGUAAAAUUUGCAUUCUUUAAUUUCUAGUCAAUGGUUUAUGGGUGGGUGCAGUUCUUGUAAUCAUGAAAGUACACCUAAAAGAAGUGUCAAGGCAGAUCCAACAUCCGAGGCAGCUGGCAAGAGAAACCCUUGUCUCGCAUAUUUACAGCAGUUCCACUCAACUGAUGAAACAUCACCUGGCGGUUUGUUUAUAGUUAAGGAAUACUAAUCUAGUAUAUUAGUGAUAGUACUGCCAAAUGUCAGGUGUUACUGGGCACAGUAAUGUGCCACCACUUUUAUUUAUUAUUUCAGGCAUGUUAGAAAAGGCAAUCUACUCGUGAUUUGAUUAAAAGAGCCCAGCUGGGUAAAAUCUUGUUCCAUUUGUCUGUUUUUCUAUCUGUUUUAUGAAGAAACAGAUUUAGAAAGUAAUUUAUUAGCACUUUAUAAAAACUUAUUGGAACUGUGAUUCUUAACAGGUCUUUCCCUGAAAUACAGUAAAUAAAACAAGUUCUGGCUC
Pristis pectinata (smalltooth sawfish) is the source of this 7279-nucleotide messenger RNA. It is a transcript of the gene tti1, whose product is annotated as TELO2 interacting protein 1. The coding region runs from base 186 to 3425 and encodes 1079 amino acids. NCBI's taxonomy places the organism in Eukaryota, Metazoa, Chordata, Chondrichthyes, Rhinopristiformes, Pristidae. The transcript has 8 exons. Gene Ontology annotation, cellular component: cytoplasm. Gene Ontology annotation, biological process: chromatin remodeling. The record is from RefSeq and is a predicted model, not a curated record.